Molecule: messenger RNA, 1337 nt
Organism: Triticum aestivum (bread wheat)
Lineage: Eukaryota; Viridiplantae; Streptophyta; Magnoliopsida; Poales; Poaceae
Product: ribosomal RNA processing protein 36 homolog
Exons: 8
Coding region: 90-1010 (306 amino acids)
Biological process (GO): maturation of SSU-rRNA from tricistronic rRNA transcript (SSU-rRNA, 5.8S rRNA, LSU-rRNA)
Cellular component (GO): 90S preribosome; nucleolus
Source: RefSeq, a predicted model, not a curated record
ACGGGUACUCGUGUUCCGGCCAGACCCUAAAACACGUUAGACGAACACUGAGACCUGCCGCCGCCGCCGAAGCCACGCCGGCCGCCUCCAUGAAAGGCCGCAGCAGCCACCGCGGGACCGCUCCCACCUCCGCCGCGGCCUCGACUUCCAGCAAGCGCGACCCCGAAGACGAGCCCGUCUCAGACUCCGAGGAAUCGGUCGACGAGGAGGUAAAAGCCCAAGCCCUCGCGUUUUCCUUAACCGCCGCGCGGAUCCGCGGAACCCUCACCGGCGGUGCGUUUGAUCCGCAGCAGGAUGUCUCCUCGUCGUUGGGGUCGGAGUCGGAGUCGGAGAACGACCAGUUAGCGGAGCGGGAGCGGAAGCUGGAGCGCGUGCUCGCCGACGUGCCCUUCGGCGAGCUGCAGCGCGCGCGUGCUGACGGGUCGCUCGCGGCGCGGGGUGUUUCUGCUGCCGCCGCGGCCCAGAAGAAGGCUCGCAGGGAGAGCAGGAAGAGGCCCAUGGAGAUUAGCACGAAUGUGCGGCCGCCUAGACUCAGGGAGGUGAUUCAGGUUCCCAAGAAGGUUGUAAGGGAUCCAAGAUUUGAACCUGUAUAUGGAGCUGUUGAUAAAGAAGGGUUCAGGAAAAGAUACAAUUUCUUAUUCGAUCAUGAUCUGCCUGCAGAAAAAGAGAAACUCCAAAAGUCGAUUAAGAAAUUGAAGGAUCCUAAUGCCAUUGAAGAAGCAAAGAAUCAAAUCACCUGGAUUGAUAAGCAGUUGAGGUCUAAUCCUCAGAAGAACGUUGAAUCAGAAAUUCUGCGUGGACAUAUUAAGAAAGAGAGGGAAGCAGCAAAGGCCGGAAAACGACCAUAUUAUCUGAAGAAAUCUGAAAUUCGUGAAAGGAAGUUGAUGGACAAGUACAAUGAGCUCAAGGAGACGGGAAAGCUUGAUUCCUUUAUGGAGAAGCGACGCAAGAAGAAUGCAUCCAAAGAUCAUCGCUUCAUGCCAUACCGAAGGGAUGGGGGUGGUGCAUAACAAUGCCCCUACAGCCGCUUUUGGGGUGAUUCUGGCUAGCCUAUCCUCUGCUCACAGAGUUGUUGUAGCAGCGCUCUCUACUAUCCUGUUGUUGCCCUAGUGUCCCAGAUAUUUAUCAGCAACCGCGAGUUGAAGCUAACCCAUGGACCAUAUAUUUAUUGUUGAGCUCUGGUUGCUGGCAGCAACAAGCAAUUGUAAACCCAAACCAUGGAGAUAAUAUUUUGUUUCAUCUACUGCUUCAAUUGAUGCCAGUCUUUCUGUGUAAUCAAGGAGUAAAGUACACUUGCUUGUUGCAACUGAACAAUAUAUUCCUUUUGUUAGUUUCCU